Candidula unifasciata is the source of this 1137-nucleotide messenger RNA. Lineage: Eukaryota; Metazoa; Mollusca; Gastropoda; Stylommatophora; Geomitridae. The record is from the annotation of a GenBank genome assembly.
AUGAUCCGGCAAAGUGUUGUUCCGAAUCGAGCUUUUGAUCUAUCUGCCAUGAACAAUCCAUUACCUCCCCUGAACACACUUCCUCAGUGGACUCGGGUCCAUGCUUUUGAUAAAAAUCGCUACUCAAAACCAUUUAUCAAAGAUCAGAAGGCAAGUGUGAAUCUUUUUGGUGGAUUUAAAAACAAUGGUGAGGAUGAUGACAUUCUGGCAGCCACAGAAAUGAACCCAUCUCAGCGAAUACAGUAUCUAGAACGCUGCAUUGUCUUUCUAAAACAGCAGCAUUCAGAAAUGUUGCACUCAUUACAUGAAGAAAUUGAAAAGCUGAAAACUGAAAAUAAAGAUUUACAGUUUAAAAUUGUAAUGAGCCAGAAAUCAUCACAGUCAGCGUUUGACGAACAAGAGAGGAGAAAACUACAGGCUGAUGGAAAACAACAAAUGACAACAAAUGCAGAUGACAUGUCUUCAGCCUCAUCAUACUCCAAACUGUUAGAUGAACCGUUUAAACCAGGAGGCUCACGGAAAAAUGAUUUGAAAAUUGUGUUUCUGGAGGAAGAGAUUAAGGAACUCAAGCAUGCCCUAAGAGAAACAAGAAAUAAAAACCAGUAUUUGAUGCAGUUGUUGGAGCAAUCUGAAGAACAAAGAAGAAGACAGCAAGGAGCAUUCGAAGCACUGAAGUAUCAGGUGAGUCAAGGAGUUGCUGAUCUCUCUGAGGUACCUGAGCAGAUGAAAUUAGAUGGCCAGGUGGUGCAGAUCAAGGGGCAGCCGUUAAACCUGCAGCAAAGUCAAGCCCUGAUCAAACACCUGCAACAGGUCAAUGACCAACAGAGCCAUGAGCUUGACAGGCUAAAAAUAGAUCUGAAAGAUGUCCUGUAUUCUCACAAGUGGACACCUGAUGCUUUUUUAAUGGCUAGAGCUUAUGUUGCCGAGGACAGCAUCAAGGAGGAAGAGAAAAGACGAAGUUUGCCCAGAAUUCCUUUGAGAACCGCCACCAGGAAAUUGCCAGAAAUAGCUUACAUCCAAGACAGUACCAGCCUCCCACCACUGCGACACACUGUAGGCAACAAGGCUAUCGAGAGAAGGAAGCGAACACAGAUCUUGCAGCGAACCAAGCUGGGGCCUGGGACCCUUUUGCCUUGA